Messenger RNA from Nematolebias whitei (Rio pearlfish), 3807 nucleotides. Its product is annotated as serine/threonine kinase 11 interacting protein. Bases 1 to 3573 code for a protein of 1190 amino acids. NCBI's taxonomy places the organism in Eukaryota, Metazoa, Chordata, Actinopteri, Cyprinodontiformes, Rivulidae. Gene Ontology annotation, molecular function: protein binding. Gene Ontology annotation, cellular component: cytoplasm. The transcript is spliced from 25 exons. The record is from RefSeq and is a predicted model, not a curated record. Gene Ontology annotation, biological process: intracellular protein localization.
AUGGCUGUUUCCCACCAUGGCCAGUCUCUGGUGCACAGCUUGGCUGCUCUGCUUCGUGAUAAAGGUGACGUGGUGCUGGACGGCAGCAGCACUCUGACGCUGCCGGCCUCCAGUCUGCAGCAGCUCACGCGGCUCUUCGAGCAGUACCUGCUGUCCCGCAGCCAGCAGCACGGCUUCUUGGCGCUGCCCUCCCACCCUGCCGACACCAUCUCCCUGCUGCACCUGCAGUUCCUGUUCGACGUCCUGCAGAAGACCAUCUCCCUCAAGCUCAUCAGCCCUCCAGGAGUGACCUUGGACUCUGUGGUGAAGAUCUUCCCCUUCAAGUCUCUCAGGUGUUUGGAGCUGAAGAGAAUCCCCCCACACCUCCUGGAGGGGCUGAGGGGAGUUUAUUCCCAGCUGGAGGUUUUUACCUGCACAAAAAGCCUCAGCUCUCUGGAAGAGCUGCUGUCUACAUGUGGAGGCGACCUGAGCUCUGCCCUGCCUUGGCUUGAGCUUCACACCCUGAAUUUCAGCUACAAUACCAUCGUCUGCCUCGAUCAGUCAAUAACGUUACUGAACGUGCUUAAGUGUUUGGAUCUGAGCCACAACAAGAUCCAGGACUGUGCUGAGUUUUUAAAGCCCCUGAGUGAGCUGGAGCACCUGCACCUGGGCUACAACUGCCUGCAGAGGGUGCCGGCGCUCGGCCCCAGCGCCAGGGCCAAGCUGCGCAUGCUGGUCCUCAGGAACAAUGAACUGGAGACUAUUAAUGGCGUUGAGCAGUUGUCUUCUCUGCAGCAUCUAGACAUCGCCUACAACCUGCUGUUGGAGCAUUCUCAGCUCGCUCCUCUGGCCCUGCUGCACUGCCUCUGCACACUGAACGUGGAGGGUAACCCGCUGUUCUUCCAGAAGACGCACCGUACGUGCACGGUUCGACAUCUGUCACCAAGAGCUGCCAGCCUCAGAUUGAGACUUGAUGGAGUCCCACUGUCUUCCUCCGAGUUAUCAGUUUUGCCAAAAGCGAGUCAGCUGCUCAUCCAGGUCCAGACUUCUCUGCCUUCACUUCCGUUCUCAUCUGAUCGUAGUACCCAGGAAGUGUCGAGCGCGGCGGGGGAGCUGAGCGACAGCAUGUCCAUCGGAGAUGUCGGGGUUUCGCAUUUACGUAAAAAGAAAUCUAGAAGUAAAGUGAAAGUGAGAAGGGCCAGCAUUUCUGAACCAAGUGAUACUGAUCAUGUACCCAGACGCAUUUCCUCCACACAAGACAUAGUUCUCCCCCACCAGCAGGAGAUUGAGCGCAUGUCCAGCUUCAGAGAUCAGUUGGGGGAAGAUUGGCUGAGAUACCAGCACCAUCUAGAUGGAGGAGCAACCACCACCAUCAGCACUGUCAGCACAAACCAUCCAGACUCUGAAACUCUCUCCAAUGGUCCCAGUAACUCCACCAUAUGUCCUGUUGAUUCAUCUCCGUCUGGACGAGUACCUGAGCUCCCCCCGGCACUGGUCCUCUCUCCGGAAACAAAAGACAUGGACUUGGACACCGAGUCCACCUUACAGUGGCUCAGUCACAACAGUCAGCAGAACAAAUCCACCCUGGAGGGCAGCAUGGUGGAUGGGUUAACAGUGAGGCAGGAAGAAGUACCUAAUUCAAGCCCGGCUUUCCAGAGGUCUGCCAGAGUGUCGGGCGGAAACGCCAAACAAGAAGAUGAAGAGGGCCUUGGAGUGGACUUGUGUCACCCAAUUCUUGUUGGAGUCCUGUCUGACAAAGAAGAAACGGACAGCAGAGGUCAAGAGAGAAAGAGAGCAGAGGUGUUUCUGUGCGUCAAGCAGGGUUUGGUGCUGGAGGUGGAUGUGCAGCGUGGCCAAGAGCGGUGUCGGCUGGAGCUGGACAGCCUGGUUCGAGUGGAGACCACAGAGGUUGCCUGGAUCCAAGGGGAUGCAGAGAAUUUGUUUCCGGCCGUGGAGCUUCACUUUGACUACAUCACCAAGACAAAUAAGAGGAGAUGCUACGUCCUGCUGGAUGACGACCCGCAGCAGGCCGCUCAGGUUUUGACAGAUAUAUUGUCUCGUGCCAUGGAGGAAAGGCAGCGCUAUGACUUGGAGCGGGUUCUCGGCUCUGCUCGCCUGCAGUGCCUUCGCUGCAGGACAGAGUUUAAGCCUCAGGGAGAGACUGAGCAACAGGAUGGUGGAGGAAGAGUGAAGAUAAGCCUAGCCGUGAUGUUACCAGAGGGCGAGGAGGAACAGGAUGGAGAGGGGUUAAUGCACACAGGAAAAAGCCAUAUUUGUCCAGAAUGUGGUAGUGACCAUGUGGUUCAAAUGACUGAACAAACCACUCCCUACAGCAGUACACCCAACUUUCAGUCAGCAAGGCCUGACAGCGAAGACAAUUAUCCUGAUUUUACUCAGCGCACUCACAGCGUCAACAAGCAUGAUGAUUCCGAUACUAGUAAAGGCAGUAGUAUCAUCCCAGAAACUGCGCUGACUUUAGAGGAUCCCACAUUUGUCACAGCCCAGGGAAGCUCCUUCUUUAUUGGGGAUGGUUCAGAUGAUACAAGCAGCAUUUCCUACAACAUAGACUCUCAAAGUAAGGAGGACCUCGCAGGAAGCUACCACUACACUGCUACUGAAGUGCCCCCACCACAAGCUGAACCUACAGACCAAUCCACCUCUAAGGACGAUUUAGAUCUGCUGUCCGAGGACUAUGAGGCGGUUGACCAUCGACUCAAGCUUUUCCUCGACGUGGAGGUCUUUGAAGAAGAUGAAGAACUUCACUCUUUCCUAAAGAUGUCGGCUGUAAAAUUUGGUGAGUCGGGGGAAGUUUCUUCGCUUUUGGUCGUGUCAAACCAGCGGAUAUAUUUUCUGGAAAUAACUUCAGAUGUGCAAGGCCCGCUCACCGAUUGGCUGCAGAAGACGCACAGCUACCCAAUCGUGGAGCUCAGCUACCUGGAGGUGGGACUGGGCUCGCAGAGCAUCCACUUGGAGUUCGGAGAGGGCGGCGCGGCCUUCACGCUCCUCGUGAGGGACGGCGCUCGCUGCAAGCGCUUCUUUGGCCUCCUGACAGGAAUCGUCCGUGAGAUGUCCCACAAACCAGACAGCAAGUUGCAGUCCAUCUCAACCACCAGACUCUCCCCGCAGCACCAUCUCUGGCCCCUCGUGUGUGAAGACAUCCAGGCAGAUGUGGAGGACGGACAGCUGCAGUUCUUCUACCUCCUGGCUUUUGUCCUGCAAGAGGACGGUUGGAUGCCUUUGACGGUCCUGGCAACUCGAGAAACCCUCUACCUGCUCGAAGAAGAUCACCAGUGGAGGAAAAACGGCUCAACCGCAAAUGGAAACGAUAAACCGUGCAGUGGGAGCUUCGCCAUCUUAGAAACCCUGCCCAUCAGCUGCGUGAGCUCGGUCCUGCUGUGGCCCGCGGACCAGUUCAGGAUGGACCUGAAGCUUUAUGAUGAGACGGUGAAGCAGGAGAGGACGUGGUGCGUGCGCUCGCAGAGCUCCGAGCUCCUCCAGGCUCUGCUGGCCUGGGUCAGGACACAGUGGGAGGCCAUGUUCGGAGUGAAGCUGCAGACAAGUCUGCAGGACAAAGCAGCGUCGUUUUUGUGUUAAAAAUAAAACAAAUGUUCAGAGCAUGAGCGAGCCUUUGUUUCCUCCCGUCACCCUCCUCGAUGCUUUCAGCCAAGAAAGCUCCACAUCCAGAACAAAAUGACGCGCAUCACGCUGAACUUCUCUGAAAUGGACUGUGCUUUGUCAUCGCUGCCACCGGAGGCGCCGUCGUUCAUUUGUCUUUUAGCAAAAUACCACAUGGUUUAACACAGAACUGAAUAAAUGCUCAGAAGGUAA